Molecule: messenger RNA, 4585 nt
Organism: Vespula pensylvanica (western yellowjacket)
Lineage: Eukaryota; Metazoa; Arthropoda; Insecta; Hymenoptera; Vespidae
Gene: Rrp5
Product: protein RRP5 homolog
Exons: 8
Coding region: 233-4516 (1427 amino acids)
Biological process (GO): rRNA processing
Cellular component (GO): nucleolus; small-subunit processome; nucleus
Molecular function (GO): protein binding; RNA binding
Source: RefSeq, a predicted model, not a curated record
UAUACUUCUCUACAGAUAGUUAUUAUAUCUAGUCGUUGGAUACAGAAGGACGCGAAGGAGAAGGGAUAGCGACGACACUGCUAAACUUAACGGUGGUGGAUCGACGAAUUAAAAUUGUGUGCGAGCGAACACGUAUACAAGUGUGCGAGUUUCGUUCGUCCAAUCGAGAAUAGAAUUGUAUAUCUGUCUAUUAUUCGAAGCGUCGUAACAGAUUUAUAAUCUUUUUAUCACGAUGACUCUGCAAAGUUUCCCAAGAGGAGGUGAAAAACAUAAAAAUAUAACAACUUCCGCACAACUGUUUCAUAAGAAUACUGAACAUAAGAAAAAAGGAAAGAAAAAGGACAAAAAGAAACUUGCUAAAGAAUCUGAUCAGGAAUUUAACUUUGUUGCUCAUACGGCGGAACGUUUAUCUAAUGCUACGUUAUGCGAAGGUCUAACGAUCUUAGGAAGAAUUUGCCAAGUCAGAGAAUACGAAUUAAUCGUUUCAUUGCCAGGUGGAUUAAACGGUCAAUUGAAAGCACCUAAUAUUAGCAAAUCGUAUAAUGAUUUGUUAGUAAAUCUGGUCAGGGGAGAAUUAAAUCACUUAUCUCAAUAUGAACCUUUAACGGAAUUAUACAGUGUAGGAGAAUAUAUCGUAUGUUACGUUCAAAGUACUCAAGCGAACGGAAAAUGGAACAUACAAUUGUCUCUAGAAUCCCAUUUAAUAAAUCAAAAUGUUGAUAUUAAUUAUUUGGUUAUUGGCACAAGAUUAGUUUGUUCUGUAAGCAGCGUAGAGGACCAUGGUUAUAUCGUAGACACAGGCAUUCCAAAUGUAAGAGCAUUUAUUUCUAAUAAGGACGUAGACGCGGAUAAAAAAUAUUUUCUAGGUAAACAGGUCUUUUGUUAUAUCAAAGAAUUACGAACAACGAACAAUGUUACAACCAUCAACCUAUCGACCAAGCAGAAAUUAAUUUGGAAAGUUAUCGAUUACGAGAUAGAAUCGCUAGAUGUUCUUACACCUGGAACAAGAGUUCCGCUUCGUGUUAGAAACAUUUUAUCAAAUGGAUUACAAGUGUCGUAUGGCAAAGGACACGUAGGUUAUAUAAAUAGAAUUUAUAUGGAUAAAAGUGUGUCGUCUUAUACGGAAGAUAUGACGAUAAAUGGAACAUUGAUGUAUAUUAUGCCAACGGUAAAAUUUGGAUAUUUUAGUUUAAUUACAAACAAAAAGCCAGAAAUGGAAGCACAAAGUGACAAUAUGAAUAGGGGUGACAUCGUUGAAAAAGCCACUGUCCUGUUUCGUGAAUCAAACGGUAUCGUCUUAAGGUUAAACUCGCACUUACGCGGAUUCGUAUCCUUGCACAGAACAGGCAUCAGCUUCGACAAAGUAGCAACUAAAUUUAUUCCUGAUUCUGUACAUAAGUGCAGAGUAUUGUUCUAUAAUUGGAUGGAGAAAAUGUAUACGUGCACGAUGCAACACGAUGAAUUAUUGGAAAAACAUUUUACGGAAUCCGAUCUUUCUGUAGGCGAUAUACUACGUGUACAAAUCAGAAAUAUCAAUACUGAAAAUAAUUAUAUGACCGUGAACGUAGGAAAAAUGAUUGGAACUGUUAGUUCUGAUCACAUAUCUGAUUUUGGAUCAAAUAUCAUGGGAACAUUGAAGGUCGGUCAAUGGAUCGAAGCCAGAGUUUUAAAUAUAAACAAAGAAAAAAAUAAAAUACAGUUUACGCUGAAGGAAUCAUUGUUAAGGAGUAAUUUUCCCAUAUUGUCAGAUAUUCGUAAUGCUAAAUGCGGUUCAAGGCAUCAUGGCACUAUUGUUCAGAUUAAUAAGAAUGGUUUAUUAGUAAGAUUUUUCGGAGAAGUCAAGGGUUGGCUCCCGUGCGUAUAUUUGGAGAAAGGUACUGCUUCUGUAAACUGGAAUUACUCAGUAGGUCAAACAAUAGCGGUGUAUAUUGAAAGUGUGAAUGAAAAUGAGAAAAAAAUGAAAUUGAAUUUAAUUAGUAACAUUGCUAACAUCAGGAAAAACGAAUUAUUGAUUGGACAAGUGGUGGAAGGGAAUGUGAUAGAAGCUUCCACCGAAGGGAUUCGUUUGCAAAUUAAAGAUAAAGAGGAAUAUCCUCAAGAAGGAUUUUUACCAGCAGGUCAUAUGGCGCCGUGCAUCGAGAUUGGCAGACUUCUGGCAUCGAAGUGUAUACCUGGCGAUGUUAUUUCUGCUUUAGUAUUUGCUACCGAACCGUCUUUAUUACUAAGCAGAACGUUCUUAUCGGACGAAAAACAUCGAGAAUUAAAACAACUCAAAGUCGGAGAUUCCAUACCAAGCUCGGUUAAAGAUAUCGCACAAGAUGGUGUUAGAGUUGUACUACCUAUUAACAAUUAUAAAAAGUAUGGAUUUGUUCCAUAUAAUAAGAUUUCCAAUUUUGACAUGAUACAAGCAAAUCAAAUGUUAUUCGUGAAGAUUACUAACAUCGAUAAGAAGGAAGAACAAUUAAAUUUAACUAUGUCAUUGGAAAAACUGUGGAUGCAAGAAAGCGACGAAGGUCUGAAAAUAAUGGGAUCGGUGGAUCUCCUUAAUCUUUACUUCAAUAAGAUUAAAGAAUUGGUAAGUAAUAGUUACUAUAAAGGGAGACCUAUAUCAACUGCAAGUAUCGGACAAGUGGUUACUGGAAGAAUUGAUAAAAUUACAAAUCAUGGACUUACGUUAAAAUUACAAAACAAUUUGGAAGGUACAGUACGCGAAGAACAUUACAGUGGAAAUGUAAAAGUGGGGGAUGAGGUAUCGGGAAAAAUUUUAUGGAUCAAUUAUGUACAUGAAUUUGUCGAAGUAACAUUAUUACCCAGUAUCGUAUGUAAGAUUAAUUCUAAACAAAACAUUAACGUACCUACUAAAACUUUAUUGCGUGGAGAAAUCGUAAUGGUUUCACAAUGGUUCAUUUUAGUUCUAUUAAAAGGUAAAGGGAAAGGCACAUUGGCUGCUUUACCUGCUCGUCGUCAUGUGAAUGACUUACGACCAGACUUAAGACCAUAUAUAUUUUUAUCUCGCAUCAGAUGUUACGCCAUUUUAAAUAAACAGGAAUCUGAUAUUAUGCCCAUCUGCAUGUUAAAGUCGGCAUUUGAAAUAUCAAGAAAAGCUGCUUUAUCUAAGGUAAUGCAAAAACAACGAGCUACGUCGAAAAAAAGAUCAGAAAUCGUAAGUAUUAACGAAGGUGACAAAACUGAAGAACUGGUAAAAAUGCAAAAUUAUCCAAAGAAAAAUGCUUUCGAUACGAUGGUAUUGGACAAUGGUAUCGAACGAUCGAACGAAGAUCAAUCCCCACGAAAGAGAAAGCUCGAGGAAGAAUCUGUUAUGUGUAAAAAUAAAAAGUUAAAGAAGAAAAUUCAAAAUCUUAAUGCCAUAGGUAAAACUGAGGAUGAAUUCGAAAAUGCAAAAAACGCAAAAGAUCGUAAUAAAAGUGAUAGAAAUAAUCAAGAUAAGAGCGAUAAUGAAAAAAAUAUAAAAGUAAACGAUGGAAAUGUACUUGGUAUACCUCAAUGUGGUUUCUAUUGGGACACGAUGCCAGACUCAAGAUUAGCUAUUGAUAUUCGAACGUCUAGCGACAGCGAAGACGAUGCCGAGGAACAAAAGAAAUCGAAGGUGAAAAAAUUAAGCGCGGCCCAACGUAGGGAACGAGAACGACAAAAGGAACGUGAAAUUAGAGAACGCGAAGAAGCUUUAGCAAGCAAUCAAAUGCCAAACUCGGUAGAUCAGUUUGAUAGAUUGGUGUUAGCGAGUCCAGAUAGCUCGUUAGUUUGGUUGCAAUAUAUGGCCUAUCAUUUACAAGCAACGGAAGUAGAAAAGGCAAGAGCAAUUGCUAGAAGAGCUAUUAAAACGAUAAAUUUUAGGGAAGAAAAUGAAAAAUUAAAUGUAUGGAACGCGUGGUUAAAUUUAGAAUCCAAGUUUGGUACGCCUGAAGCUCUCAAUGACGUCUUUCAAGAAGCUGUAAGAACUAACGACGCUUUAAAAGUCUAUACGCAUAUGUUAACGGUGCACGUUGAAGCAGGACGACAAUUUGAACUAGAGAAAUUAGUUAAUACCUUUAUCGGAAAAUUUAAACAAAAUCCACAAGUAUGGGUGGAAUGCGGCAGUGCGUUGUUAAAACUUGGCUUGAAAGAUAAAUCUAGACAAGUAAUGCAACGUGCUCUACAAUCUUUGCCAUUGUCAGAACAUGUGAGCAUAAUGUUACGUUUUGCAAAUCUUGAAAAUCAAUUUGGAGAAAAGGAAAGAUCGCAAACGUUGUUUGAACAAAUUCUAAGUUCGUAUCCCAAACGUGUUGACAUAUGGUCAUCUUAUGUAGAUUCUUUGGUAAAGUCGGAAGAAAUUUUUAUUGCAAGAAAAGUGUUAGAGAGAGCAAUUGUUCAAAAUUUACCACCAAAGAAGAUGAAAGUACUUUUUAAGAAGUUCAUUUCCUUUGAGGAGAAACAUGGUACACCAGAAGAUGUAGAGCAUGUACAACGCGUCGCCACCGAUUAUAUAGAGAAUCAAUGUGGCGAACGCGUAAAUUGAUUGUUAUAAUAUAUUUAUAGCAUCGUUCUAUUGUAUUGGAAAAAAAAAAGAACACCAUUAAUAGUGAUA